Dictyostelium discoideum AX4 is the source of this 4002-nucleotide messenger RNA. RefSeq lists its product as hypothetical. The transcript has 4 exons. NCBI's taxonomy places the organism in Eukaryota, Evosea, Eumycetozoa, Dictyosteliales, Dictyosteliaceae. The record is from RefSeq and is a predicted model, not a curated record. Bases 1 to 4002 code for a protein of 1333 amino acids.
AUGAACAACAGUAGCAACGCCAAUAACAAUAAUAAUAACAAUAACAAUAACAAUAAUAAUAAUAUUAAUAAUAAUAAUAAUAAUAAAAAAUCGAUGGGUAGUACUACAAACAAUAACAACAAUAACACCAAUAAUAAUAAUAGUAGUAGCAAUAUCAAUAACAGCAACAAUAAUAACAAUAAUGAAAAAUUAGCAACAUCACCUACAGUGGCUGCAUUGCCAACUAAUAAUAAUAAUAAUAAUAAUAAUAAUAAUAAUAAUAAUAAUAAUAAUAAUAAUAAUAUUAAUAAUAAUAAUAAUAUUAAUAAUAAUAAUAAUAAUAAUAAUAAUAAUAAUAAUAAUAAUAUUAAUAAAAGUGGUAGUAAUAAAAACAAAGAUCGUCCAAAAUCCAAAGGUAAACAGUUGGUAUCACCCACACCAAUUUCACCACCAACAUCACCAAAUCUACCAAUCACAUCUCAAGCAUCACCAACAUUACAACAAGCAAAAGAUGACAAAAAUCCUUCAAAUACAAACUCUACACAAAUAAAAGAUACACCCUCUCCAUCAGUAAAAAAUCCGUCAACCCAAAAUAAUAAUAAUAAUAAUAAUAAUAAUAAUAAUAAUAAUAAUAAUAAUAAUAAUAAUAAUAAUAAUAAUAAUAAUAAUAAUAAUAAAAAGGUUAAAAAAGAUGUAAAAAAGGAUAUUAAAGAAACUGAAGGUGGUAUUGCCAAAUCUUCAACAGAUGGCACAACUGGAUUGGUUGCUGCCACCCCACCUCCAAAUAAUAAUAAUAAUAAUAAUAAUAAUAAUAAUAAUAAUAAUAAUAAUAAUAAUAAUAAUAAUAAUAAUAAUAAUAAUAAUAGCAAUAACAAUAACAAUAAUAAAAAUCGUAAUAACAGAGGCAAAAACAACAGUGGGCAAAAUUCUGCAAAUGGGGAUUCAUCCACAGAUGUUAAAAUAGAAAGUACACCUGAAAAACCUCAACCAAUACAACCAGAUGUGCAACCACAAUCACAAAUUCAACAAAAUUCAUCACAAAUUCAAAAAAAUUCAUCACAAAAACAAAACCAAACCCAAAGAUCACAAUCAAAAAAGCAACAAAGACAACCUCAACGACCAUUACAAACCCAAUCACAACCACAACCACAACCACAACCACAACCACAACCACAACCACAACACCAAACUCAACCCCAACCCCAACCCCAACCCCAACCCCAAAUUCAACCUCAAACUCAACCCCAAAUUCAACCUCAAACUCAAAAUCAACCCCAAACUCAAAAUCAAACUCAACCUCAAAAUCAAACUCAAACUCAACCUCAAAAUCAAACUCAAACUCAACCUCAAAAUCAAACUCAACCUCAAAAUCAAACUAAACCUCAAAUUCAACCUCAAACUCAAACUCAAAAUCAAAAUCAAACUCAAAAUCAAAAUCAAACUCAAAAUCAAAAUCAAACUCAAAAUCAAACUAAACCUCAAACUCAAACUCAAACUAAAUCUCAAAUUCAACCUCAAAAUCAAACUUAUACUGAACAAAAACAAAGACAACAAAAAACACCAAGAUCACAGGUUCAACAAAAGUCUCAAGAAAGGACCACCCCACCAAAACCUUCUCCAAACCAACCACAAUCUGCACCAAAUGUUAAUUCUCCCCAAGCAGUGGUAGCACCCAAAUCACAAACAAAGAGCAAUGAUCAAAAACAUAAAACCAAUGAUCGUAGAUCUGAAACUAAAGUAGGAAAGAAGUCCAAUUUCGAGGCCAAAGCUGAGAAAGUUAAUGUGGAGGACAAAGUAGAAAACAAAGUAGAAAACAAAGUGGAAAACAAAGUUGAGAACAAAGCAGAAAACAAAGUUGAAAAUAGGUUGGAAAAUAUAGUUGACAAAAGACUAGAUAAUAAAUCUUUAAACACUGUGGAAAUUAAAGGAGAACAAAAAAGGGAAAAUACAGUUGAGCAAAAAGAAAUGAGAGGAAGAAAUAAUACUUCAAAUGGCAGAAAUAACAUUAGAUCAAAACCAUCUCAGCAAACAAUUAAAUCUUAUUCACAACCACCACAACAACAACAACAACAACAACAACAACAACAACAACAACAACAACAACAACAACAACCACAACCACAACAACAACAACAACAACAACAACAACAACAACAACAACAACAACAACAACAACCACAACAACCACAACAACAACAACAACAACAACAACAACAACAACAACAACAACAACAACAACCACAACAACAACAACAACAACCACAACGAAAGCAACAACAACCAAAACAACCACAACAACAACAACAACAACAACAACAACAACAACAACAACAACAACAACAACAACAACAACAACAACAACCACAACAACAACCAAAACCACAACAACAACAACCAAAACAACAACAACAACAACAACAACAACAACAACAACAACAACAACAACAACAACAACAACAACAACAACCACAACAACAACAACCAAAACAACAACAACUACAACAACAACCACAACAAUCACAACAACGACCAAAGCAACAACAACAACAAAAAUCACAACAACAACCAUCCCAAUCACAACCAACAAAACAACAACAACAACAACAACAACAACAACAACAACAACAACAACAACAACAACAGCAACAACAACAAAAAACCCAAUCAAAAGAACAAAAACCAAGAUUUCAAAAAGAAAAUGCAGCAGAAAAUAAAUUUGAGAAAUUAAAAAAUAAUAAAACAAAAGAGAGUUACAUUAACAAAUUAGACCCAUCAUCAGCCACAACAACUAAUGUAGCAGUAAAUAAGAAUAUCAGCAAUGUUUCAAAUUCAAAUCCAGUUUCACCUAAACCAGCCACAUCAUUACCAUCAACAGCCACUGUUGUUUCACCAACUAAAUUUGAUUCUGCAUCUGGUUCAACAUCAAAUAAAAUUAACAUUACCUCUUCUUACUCUAAUAAUAAUAAUAAUAAUAAUAAUAAUAAUAAUAAUAAUAAUAAUAAUAAUAAUAAUAAUAAUAAUAAUAAUAAUAAUAAUAAUAAUAAUAAUAAUAAUAGAAACAACCAAAGAAAUAAAUCAAAUUAUAAAAAACCAACAACAACACCAUCAAAACCAGUUGAAACCACCCCAUCACCAUCACAACCAUCAACAUCACCAUCUCAAACAUCAGCUGCAACCACCACAACAACAAACACAGCAACUACAACAUCAGCAAACCCAUCACCAGUUAUAGUACAACCAACCUUAGUUUCAGUUUUAGAAGAGAUAACUAAAGAAACAACACCUGCAUAUCACUCCCAACAAGUUCCAACAACACCAAUUAAUAAUACGCAAACAUUACUACCAACAACAACAACAACAACAACAACAACAAUAAAUAACUCUGAAAUAGAAGUCGAAAUUAAAAAAUCGAAAGUUUUAGAGGAAAAUACAAAUGAAUCCACUGAAAUUUCAGUUGAACCAAUACAACCAAUCCAUACGCCACCACAACAACAACAACAACAACAACAACAACAACAACAACAACAACAACAACAACAACAACAACAAAUACCAUUAUACCAAAAUACUUAUCAUGCAUAUCAAUCUCCAUCACCACAACCAUAUAAUCAUAUGAUGCCACAAUUGGUAUAUCAACCUAAAGGCAAUUUCAAUUCAUUCCCACCACCUCAACAACAACAACAACAACAACAACAACAGUAUCAUACUUAUAUUAGGAAACCAAAUGCUCAAUUACAACCAAUUGAAAUGCAAAAGAAACCAAAGUUACCAAAAUCUUAUUUCCAACCACAACAAUACCAAAUGCAACAACAACAACCACAACAACAAUAUUUUCAACAUUUUCCUCAAGACCCAUAUUAUCCAUAUAAUCAAAAUCCAUACUAUUAUACACCACCACCACAAUAUUGGAACCCUAAUUGGUAUAAUUAUCCACAACACCAACCAACUGAUUUAUAUGAUUAUCCACAAAACCUUUCAACCGAAAUCGACCCAAAUGAAACCCAUCAAGUUAAAUAUCAGUAA